Messenger RNA from Sorex fumeus (smoky shrew), 1548 nucleotides. RefSeq names its product 5-hydroxytryptamine receptor 1D (gene HTR1D). The record is from RefSeq and is a predicted model, not a curated record. Gene Ontology annotation, cellular component: plasma membrane. The coding region runs from base 224 to 1354 and encodes 376 amino acids. Gene Ontology annotation, biological process: chemical synaptic transmission; regulation of behavior; regulation of locomotion. The transcript has a single exon. Gene Ontology annotation, molecular function: G protein-coupled serotonin receptor activity. NCBI's taxonomy places the organism in Eukaryota, Metazoa, Chordata, Mammalia, Eulipotyphla, Soricidae.
CAGUGGUUGUUCCUGAGCACAGAGCCUAGAAUAGCCCCUGAGUACCACUGGAUGUGGCACAAAAACAAACCAAUAAAUUUCUGUCUCUGUCUUGUCCCUGCGGUCUGUCGGAUGGAAGGCUUGUACCAACAGGUAAAGGAAGGAUUACUGUUGUUUGGGCAGGACUGAUGUGAAAAAAGGAUCUGUGUGCGCACCGGUCUGUGGGGUGAGAGAACCACCUAGAAUGUCCCUGCCCAACCAGUCCAUGAAAAGCCUCCCAGAGGCCUCCAACAGAUCCCUCAGCACUAAAGGAACUUCAGGGACUUGGGAUCCAGGGACCCUCCAGGCAAUCCAGAUCUCUCUUGCUGUGGUCCUGUCCAUCAUCACCCUGGCCACGGUCCUGUCCAAUGCUUUCGUGCUUACCACCAUCUUCCUCACCAGGAAGCUCCACACACCGGCCAACUAUCUCAUCGGUUCCCUGGCCACCACUGACCUCCUAGUUUCCAUCUUGGUAAUGCCCAUCAGCAUAGCCUAUACCAUCACUGGCACCUGGAGCUUUGGCCAGAUCCUGUGCGACAUUUGGCUGUCCUCUGAUAUCACGUGCUGCACAGCCUCCAUCCUGCAUCUCUGUGUCAUUGCUCUGGACAGAUACUGGGCUAUCACUGAUGCUCUAGAGUAUAGUAAGCGCCGGACAGCGGGCCAUGCGGCUGCCAUGAUCGCCGUGGUCUGGGCCAUCUCCAUCUGUAUCUCCAUCCCCCCGUUCUUCUGGAGGCAGACCAAAGCUCAUGAAGAGAUCUCAGACUGUGUGGUGAACACUUCUCAGAUCUCUUACACCAUCUACUCCACAUGCGGGGCCUUCUACAUCCCAUCUGUGUUGCUCAUCAUUCUCUACGGCCGAAUCUACAUGGCUGCCCGGAACCGCAUCCUGAAUCCGCCGUCGCUCUAUGGGAAGCGCUUCACCACUGCCCAGCUCAUCACCGGCUCAGCAGGCUCCUCACUCUGCUCGCUCCACUCCAGCCUUCAUGAGGGGCACUCCCAUUCUGCUGGCUCCCCUCUCUUUUUCAAUCACGUGAAAAUCAAGCUGGCUGAUAGCAUCUUGGAGCGCAAGAGGAUUUCAGCUGCACGGGAGAGGAAAGCCACUAAAACUCUGGGCAUCAUCCUGGGAGCCUUCAUUAUCUGCUGGCUGCCUUUCUUUGUGGUAUCCUUGGUCCUCCCCAUCUGCCGGGACUCCUGUUGGAUCCACCCAGCCCUUUUUGACUUUUUCACCUGGCUAGGCUAUUUAAACUCCCUCAUCAAUCCUAUAAUCUAUACGGUGUUUAAUGAAGAAUUUCGACAAGCCUUCCAGAAUGUUAUCCAUUUCCGGAAAGCCUCCUAGUGUUCUUUGGUGACGAUUCUUAGCUUUUGUGUCCUGUCACCCCAUCUGAAUUUUUUUUUUAAAAAAAAAACAACUUCCUGAGAUUUGGUUUAAUUCUAAUUGGUUUGGGGUUUGGGUUCAAUCAAUGGAAUUGUCCAGCAUUAUUUCUCCCACUGGCUUCUUGAGCCAGCAGAAGUUGGGAUUCCAUGUGAACG